Fusarium vanettenii 77-13-4 is the source of this 1603-nucleotide messenger RNA. RefSeq lists its product as uncharacterized. The record is from RefSeq and is a predicted model, not a curated record. The coding region runs from base 1 to 1503 and encodes 500 amino acids. Lineage: Eukaryota; Fungi; Ascomycota; Sordariomycetes; Hypocreales; Nectriaceae. Gene Ontology annotation, molecular function: oxidoreductase activity, acting on the aldehyde or oxo group of donors, NAD or NADP as acceptor. The transcript is spliced from 3 exons.
AUGGCCGACCUGUUUGUCAACCUCGAGGCGCCCAACGGCGUCAAGUACAAGCAGCCUACUGGACUUUUCAUCAACAAUGAGUUUGUGCCUGGCUCAUCAAGCCAAAAGAUCACCUCAAUUGACCCUGCUACCGAGAAGGAGAUUGCCACAGUCCACGCCGCCAACGCCGACGAUGUCGACAAGGCUGUUAAAGCCGCCUACGCUGCCUUCCGGGCUCCUUCAUGGAAGAAGAUGCCCCCUCCCGAGCGAGGUGUCCUGAUGAACAAGCUCGCCGAUUACAUUGAGCAGCGCAAGGAGAUCUUUGCUACUUCAGAUGCCUGGGACAACGGCAAGACAUAUGCCGAUGCCCUCGGUGGUGACCUCGCCGAGGUCGUCAACACCAUCCGGUACUAUGCCGGCUGGGCCGAUAAGAUCCACGGCCAGACCAUCACCGCGAACCCUCUCAAGCUGGCUUACACUCUCCGCCAGCCUCUCGGUGUCGUUGCCCAGAUUAUUCCCUGGAACUACCCCCUCGCUAUGGCCGCCUGGAAGAUCGGCCCCGCUCUCGCUUGCGGAAACACCAUCGUCAUGAAGGCCGCCGAGCAGACCCCUCUGAGCAUUUUGCUCCUCGCCGAAGCCUUCAAGGCUGUUGGCUUCCCUCCCGGUGUUUUCAACGCCAUCAACGGCUACGGUGCCGAGGCAGGCCCUCCUCUGGUAGAGCACAAGCUGGUUGACAAGGUUGCCUUUACCGGCUCCACCGCCACCGGCACUCAGAUUAUGAAGAUGGCCUCCAAGACCCUCAAGAACAUUACCCUCGAGACCGGAGGAAAGUCUCCUCUCCUGGUCUUUGCCGACAGCGAUAUCGAGGAGGCUGUCAAGUGGUCGCAUAUGGGCAUCAUGUCAAACCAGGGCCAAAUCUGCACCGCCACAUCUCGUAUCCUGGUCGAGGAUAAGGUCUACGACCAGUUCAUCAAGCGCUUCCUCGAGACGACAAAGACGGUCAGCAAGGUCGGUGACCAGUGGGACUCUGACACGUACCAGGGCCCCCAGGUCUCAAAGCAGCAGUACGAGCGUAUCCUGGAUUAUAUCCAAAUCGGAAAGUCUGAGGGCGCUCAGAUUCUCUCUGGCGGAAAGGCUGUCGACGCCACCAAGAAGGGCUUCUUCAUCGAGCCCACAGUUUUCGGUGAGGUCAAGGACACUAUGCGCAUCUUCCGCGAGGAGAUUUUCGGUCCCGUGGUCGCCAUCGCCCGCUUCAGCUCCGAGGAGGAGGCCCUGAGCCUGGCCAACGACUCUGCUUACGGUCUUGGCGCCGCCGUCUUCACCAAGGACGUCGAGCGGGCGCACCGAGUUGCCUCCGAGAUCGAGGCCGGUAUGGUGUGGAUCAACAGCAGCCAAGACAGCGAGCCCUACAUCCCCUUUGGCGGUGUCAAGCAGAGCGGAAUCGGACGCGAGCUCGGCGAGGCGGGUCUCGAGGCUUACAGCAACACCAAGGCUGUGCACGUCAACCUGGGAGCUCGUCUGUAAGCUGUGCAUGACUUUGGCUGUUGAUGACACCCGGUACAAGGAAUAGGCGCUCGGCGUAAAUAGUAUAUCAUUUGAAUACCAAAAUUGUUAAAUCGUGUAA